Molecule: messenger RNA, 4748 nt
Organism: Triplophysa dalaica
Lineage: Eukaryota; Metazoa; Chordata; Actinopteri; Cypriniformes; Nemacheilidae
Gene: rab3gap2
Product: RAB3 GTPase activating protein subunit 2 (non-catalytic)
Exons: 35
Coding region: 20-4105 (1361 amino acids)
Biological process (GO): regulation of GTPase activity
Source: RefSeq, a predicted model, not a curated record
GUCUGGUUCCGCCCGAAUCAUGUCCUGCUGUCUGCUGGAUUUCGGCCGGGUCCAGGACCUCAGACAGGUGCGAGACUUUCUGUUCCCCAAACGAGACAACGCAAAUCCGGAGGGGGACAAAACGAAAGCAGAAAACGAGUUAACGUGGGAUGACUCAGACUGGGGCUCCUGGGAGAAUCCUGAAAGGACAGAGGAUGGAACGCAGACUGAAGAGGAAGCACAGCAGCAACAGGACACCUCUUGGCUGCAGGACUGUGUGCUGUCGCUUUCCCCUUGCUCAGAUCUGCUAGUCAUCGCUGGAGAGCAUAAAGCCGCUUUUCUCUCCGCUAAGUGGCGGACGGAUGAAAGUGGACAUGAGGAAAUGACCCUCGCCGUGAGCUGGAGCGGAACACUGAGUGUUGACGAAGGGGAACGUAUCAGUAGCAUUAUUUGUAUUCCACUGGCCAGCCAAAAGAGGAGUUCCACAGGCCGGCCUGAUUGGACGUGUAUCGUGGUUGGAUUCAGCUCAGGUUAUGUCCGUUUCUACACAGAGAGUGGUGUUCUCCUGUUGGCUCAGCUGUUGCAUGAAGAUCCAGUGCUCCGUCUCAAAUGUCGCACCUAUGAGAUUCCACGACAUCCUGGAGUAACGGAACAGCAUGAGGAGCUGAGUAUUUUAUACAGAGCAGCCCUGGUCACCGUGGAUGGGUUUAGUCUUUUCCAGUCUUUACGUGCCUGCAGAAACCAGGUCGCCAGAGCUGCAGCAGCAGGAAGCGAUGUCAUCCAGCCUCCACCAUUGGCCUAUAAGAAGUUUGGCCUACAGGACAUGGACACAAUUACAGACCACACCAGCAUAGGCAUGUCCACUUUAAGUGUAUUCGAUCAGAUGAAAAACGCCUCUGUCCUGGGUGGAUUUCAAGCUUCGGUUAAAGGAAGCCCUCCUGCUAUGAGUCAGUAUAUUACAGUGGGAGGAGGGCCAUAUACAGGCUUCUACUACGCUAUUGAGGGCAGUUCUCAGCCUCUCCUCUCUCAUGUGGCUCUGGCAGUGGCCAGUAAACUCACAUCAGCUCUUUUCAAUGCUGCCAGCGGUUGGUUGGGGUGGAAGAGUAAAAACGAGGAGGAAUCAGUGCAGAAACAGAAACCAAAGGUAGAGCCGGCCACUCCCCUUCCUGUUCGGUUUGGUCUUCCAGAUUCUCGUCGGCAUGGCGAGUCGAUUUGCCUCUCUCCAUGUAACACUAUGGCUGCAGUCACAGAUGACUUUGGCAGAGUCACGCUGCUGGAUGUGGCACGGAGCAUCGCUAUCAGGAUGUGGAAAGGUUAUCGUGACGCUCAGCUUGGGUGGGUGCAGGUGUCAGAAGCACGCGGAGAAAGAGAAACAGCAACGUCUCCCUCUAUGCCCCGCCGCCAUGCCCAGUUUCUUGUGAUUUAUGCCCCGCGCAGGGGUAUUUUAGAGGUGUGGGGAACUCAGCAUGGACCACGAGUGGGGGCUUUUACUGUGGGCAAACAAUGCAGGCUACUCUACGCAGGUCACAGGUUAAUGGGUGUGAAUAGUGUAACCAGUCAGGGCUGGCAGAUACACACGCAGCAGAUGUGUCUGUUUGACCCUUGUAAUGGAGUUCUGAGAGCCAUCACCAUACCAUUCCACCUGGCACUUAGUGAUAAGAAGAGCGAGCGUGCCAAAGACAUGCACUUGCUGAAGCGACUCACCUCUUUAUUGAGGAGCAGAGAGGUGGAGCCAGCUCUGCUCGAGAGCGAAGCACAAAGUGUGUUACUGGAUAUUAAACAUCCAGCUAUUAAAAAACAGGCCUUGGAGUCUUUGCUGUCUAAUAAGAAUGCACCAGUGUCCUGUUUGACCAACGUUACUCGUGCACUAUUGGCCAGCCUGAAAGAACAAGAUCCUGAGGCAACAGACGAGUCUUUGGUGCAGUUCUGUUCAUCACAACUCAAACUGCUUCAGCUUUAUACAGAUGUCCAACUACUGCACACACCAGAUACUUCACCUUCUGAGACCGAACAUCUGUCCGUGUCCGGCAUUGAAGAAGAUCUUGCUCGAAUCAGCCCAGUCUUGAAGCAAUACACAGAGAUAAACUCACGGCCCUGCGUUUCAUUCGCUCAAGACUCCGCUGGGCCGUUGCCUGUCCGAACAUUCCUGUCUCAGUUGGAGUGGGUCGACGGAGAGCUGAGAGUGAUCAAACAGCCCGAUACGGACUGGACCCAACUGGGUAGUUUUCUCUUUUGGGGUUGUCUUUCGGGUCAGAGUCCUUUACAGAGAGUGUGUGAGACUUUACAGGAGAGCGGCAUCAGUCCUCAACAGCUGCUGUCUUUGCUUUUGACAGUUUGGCUGAACAAAGAAAAGGAGGUUCUGAAGUGUUUGGAUGCCGUCUCGAACUUGCACACUCUACUCUUCACUAUAAGCUCAAUGAAAGGAGCAGUUGAUGAGUCAUGGGACGGGCAGGCCGUCUCCCCCUGGUGGCAGCAGGUGCGCACAGCGUGUCUUCACUCUGAGAGCUCGGGUGCUGCGCUACUGGCAGCUCUGGUCGCUUAUCAUGUAGCCAAAAGUGCCAUCGCCAGACUGGCACAGAGCAAAUUUCAGGAGGAGUGGGAGUGUGUGUCUCUGGAGCUGGAAAAGUGGGUGGUAUGUAUAAAGCAGCUGGAGGAUGUCCUUGCUUUGCAGACGUUGCUCUGUCUGCCACCCCCUCAGGGCUCUGCAGGGGGCGCUGCUUCACGCUGCUCGGUCAAAACACUUUCAGAAAGUGGCAGAGGAGGUGUAGCAGAUUGUGUGUCCAAGUUGAUCUUCAGGCAGGGUGUGUGUCCAGAAUCCUUGAAGGAUAUUUUACAGCGGAGGGUGGAGAAUCCAUCUACAGAACAGCUGUCACAACGAGGAGGGGAUGAGAGACUGGAGGAACUGCUGGAGUGCGUCUGUCAGCGAUUCCCAAACUCACUGUCUCCUGAUGUGCUGUUUGCUCACUGUAGCUGGGAACAUGUGGUCCAGUGGAACAAAGACCCAGAGGUGGGGCAAUAUUUAGAGUGGUCUGUGGAGUUUUUGAAGAUGAUCACCAAUCCUCACAUCCAGCUGGGUAUUUCCGCUAUGAUGUGGCACACGUUCAUUGUGAAACGAUUUUCAGCAGCUGCCUUCCUAAUGGAAAAGGUGGGGAAAGCACCCAAAGAUCGACUUUGCAGACGGGAUGUCGGAAUGGGAGACGCAGCUCUAAGGAGUUUCCUGGGCUCCUGCGUGCAGUUACUUCAGGUUCUGAUGGAGGUCUCGUCUUCCUCUUUUCUCCCUUCUUUUCCUUUUUUCUCCCGAGCGGACUCUGGAGUGGAGGAAGUGUCUGCUCCAGACGUGUGUGUGGAGGAAGUAUGGAGCGCCGCGGAGGGUCCGGUCUCUAUAGUGGAGUUGGCGAUGGAUCAGCGAUCUCUUCACUAUCCGCUCGUGCAGCAUCACUGCGUGUUAGCAUCUCUGUUGCACGCAGCCAUGACUUUCUCCCUGCGUUUGAAACCCCUUAGCCUGUUUGACAGCAAGGGUAAGAAUGCAUUUUUCAGAGAUCUGACCUCCAUUCAGCUGUUGCCUAGUGGAGACACGGACCCCAACCUGGUAGCUCUUAGACAAGAGUUUCUGAUGUCUGUAUUAACAAGCUGGGUAAAGGCUCUGGCAGAAGCUGAGGAGAAUGGAGUCAGACACAGUAGCACUGAAGACAUGUGGCCCUCUGUGUGUAUGGAGCUCUCGUCUCUACUGCAGGUCAAUACUGACAUUCUGCGCAGACACCUGGUAUGCGAACUCUACAACCAGGGCCUGGACCUGCGAGCAGAGGAGGUGAUGAUGGAAGUUCAGGACAAGGAUGUUUUAGGCUCUCAGCUCUUGGUGUUGAUGGGUCAGAGACUCUCCUUCUCUCUGCUCCACUCACAGACACAGACCAAACCUAACAUGGAGCUGCUGGCCCGUCUGCCACCCACCCUCUGCACCUGGCUAAAAGCUAUGGACCCCAGUGAGCUCCGUUGCCCCUCGGUACCUCUGUCUCAAAGCGGCCAACUCAUCAACAAAGUCAUCGAAAUGCUACCUGAAAACCACGCACAGUACAGCCUUGCCCUCCACCUGCUGGAGGCUGUGGACUCUUUACAGAACGAGCCCUAAUAAACAGAUGUGCAAGACUAGAAAGAAUGAGAAUACUUUUAUAAUCCAGAUGCUAAAUCUGUUCCGGGUUUUACUCAAACCUGAAAAAUCGUCUUCAUCAGUAAUCUUAGAAGGAUUUAAUUUCUCCUCCCAACAAUCACCAACAUAACACCUAGACACUAGAAUAUCUAGAUCUCACAUCCCAGAAUGCUGUGCACAUUGGAUCUUCCAAUGAGAUGCAGUCAGGGAUUAAGAGCCUUGGGUCACCAUCUGAGAGUGUUAAUAGAAGUAAAACAAUGAUAUCAUGUUAACUAAUUUACAUGUUAUUAUAAAGUCUGGGCUUUACAAAGAAGCCUUAACUGAAUAUUGUCCUAUAUCAUCAAAACAUUACAGUGUAUGAACGCCAUAUGGGAGAGAUAUAUUCUUCUAUUUUGACUUCUAUGUUAACAAUGAUGUUUCUCAUUUACUCUGCCAAAUAAGUGUCUAAUAUGUGUCUUGUUGAUGCUUUUUAUUUUAAAUGUACAACUUUGUUUCAUCACAAGUUCAGACUGAAGAUCCAUUUUCACUAGUUUUCAAGCAGUCCUGUACUAGUUGGUGCAUUGUGGCUGCCCAUGUGAUACAAUUUAACCAUGAUACCAAAUAUAAACACGAGUAGUUUUCAAGA